GAAAGCCAGAAAGUGAAGGUGUUGCCAGGCGUUGUGAAUUGACAAUUGAGGCUCCUUUUCGUGUUGUGCAGCGUGGCCUUGGCAAGGCCGCACUAUCACUCCCAGCAUCACCCAGCACAGGCACCACAGCAACCCACCACUCAAAAGGCGGUAGUCUGCACAGAUAUCCCUCCAUCACAUCCACAAAGCGUAGUAGGGACAACCAUCCCUUCAUCCUCUCCAUCCCGCCAAAUGAGCAUCCCACACCCAUUGCAAUCCCCACCGCAACCGCCACCCCAACUAAACUCACCAUCCACAGCGAGCACGCCAUCACCAGUAGCCGCCGACGUCGGAAAUUCGACGGUCCAUUUGAGGAAGAUGUCGACGGCGGGGAGUCAGAGGGGGGUGCACCAGGAUGGGAGUGGGGCGAGUGAGAGGCAGGGCGAAAGACGGGCGCCGGGGCUGGGGCAGGCGCAGGCGCCACCGGGGAGGACGAAAAAAGGUUUGUAUGGGUGCAGCAAAACCAUGGAAACAGCAAAACCUCCCCUACUACUUCCCCAUCCUAACCCCCGCUCUCGUCACAACCCCUCUCCUCCUCGUCGCCGCCCUCUUCAUCCCCCUCGGCGCCUACCUGCACCACGCAAACACCUCCCUCUCCGAAAUCGGGUUCGACUACACCGAGUGCUCCACCCUCGCCUCCACCACCUACGCGCCGCCACCUCCCCACGUCUCCUCCAAUGUCCAGGCGUGGAAAUACGAUCCUGCGACGUCCACAUGCACGCUGCAGCUCGCCGUCGGGUGGACGCUCCCCGCCCCAGUGUUUAUGUACAUCGCGCUGACAAAUUUCUACCAAAAUCACCGGCUGUACGUCAAAUCGCUGUCUCACGACCAACUGAAGGGCAAGGCGUUCAUGAAAGCAGGGGACAUCACGGGGAUAUGCUCGUGGCUGCAGUAUGCGAAUUGCGAUAAGGCGCGGCAGGUGGGGACGUGGCAGGGGGUGGGGAAUAUGGCGGAUAUGAACCCGGAUUGUAGGAAAGGGGAAGGUGAACGGGAUGCGGUUGUGAAGAAUGCGGUGACGGAUGCGCAGUAUUAUCCGUGUGGGUUGAUUGCGAAUUCUGUGUUUUCGGACGACAUCGGCGCCCUCUCCCCAACCGGCUCCGCCCCAACAACAACCACCCCCUACACCUUCGCCACAACUGACAUAGCCUGGCCCGAAGACCGCGAAUCCUACGCCCUCUCCACCUGGUUCACCGAUCCCUCUCUCGCCUCCCAAAUCCCCACCACCCUCAUCCCACCACCCCAAUGGCGGUGGAAAUACCCCCAGGGCUACAACGCCACCAACCACCCGGACCUCAGCACCGACCAACGCCUCAUGGUCUGGAUGCGGAAAGCGGGAUUCCCAUCUUUUCGGAAAUUAUGGGGGAAGAACGCGGACGCGGAUCUGGUGAAGGGGGUGUAUGAGCUAGCGAUUGUGGAUCGGUUCGAUGUACGGCGGUUUGAGGGCACCAAAGGCGUGUACUUCUCGACGUUAGGCCCGUUGGGGAGUCGGGAGAGUUUUGUGGGGAUUAUGUUGCUGGCGGUGGGUGCCCUGGCUGGGUUUUUGGCGUUUGUGGUGUGGGUCGUUCGGGUUAGGAAACUCGGCGACCGGUCCUACCUCUCCUGGAACGCUGACAAGCCGCCGGCUUUGCGGAACUAGACGAUCGCUAACCUCACUCGGAUACCGUUUUCUGCUUCCUAUACCAUCCACACCUCCUAUGACUUCGCACCGCACCCUCCAUUAAUCAUAUCUCAGUGCGGAAUAUCGCACAACUUUUUUUUGGGAUGCUCUCCCCACAGAGCCCCUGACUCCGUAUUGUACAUUUCAUACUAUGCCAAUUCAGAUCAUCAUUUUUGCGUU
Molecule: messenger RNA, 1876 nt
Organism: Fimicolochytrium jonesii
Lineage: Eukaryota; Fungi; Chytridiomycota; Chytridiomycetes; Spizellomycetales; Powellomycetaceae
Product: ligand-effect modulator 3 family
Exons: 4
Coding region: 395-1675 (426 amino acids)
Cellular component (GO): Golgi apparatus; endoplasmic reticulum; plasma membrane
Source: RefSeq, a predicted model, not a curated record